Molecule: messenger RNA, 1406 nt
Organism: Lonchura striata (white-rumped munia)
Lineage: Eukaryota; Metazoa; Chordata; Aves; Passeriformes; Estrildidae
Source: RefSeq, a predicted model, not a curated record
CUUGAGCAGCUGAGACACCUCGGCAGGACGGGACGAACGGGGCAGCCAUGGAUGGGUUUCACCCCUGGGCAGGAGCAGCUGGGCACGGGCAGGACGUGCUCGGUGCCACCAGCCGGGCAGGACAAAGGCUGUCCCCGCUGUCCCUGCGGGUGGUGGCGGCCGCCUGCCUGUCCCUCCUCAUCCUCUGCACGCUGCUGGGGAACGCCCUGGUGUGCGCGGCCGUGCUCCGGUUCCCACACCUGCGCUCCAAGGUCACCAACCUCUUCGUGGUGUCCUUGGCCGUGUCCGACCUGCUGGUGGCCGUCCUGGUGAUGCCCUGGAGAGCUGCCAGCGACGCGCUGGGCUUCUGGCCCUUCGGGGCUUUCUGUGACCUCUGGGUGGCUUUUGACAUCAUGUGCUGCACGGCCUCCAUCCUCCACCUGUGCCUCAUCAGCGUCGAGCGCUACUGGGCCAUCGCCAGCCCCUUCCUCCACCCCAGGAGGGUGACACGGCGCCUGGCCUUCGUCACCAUCGCCGUGGCUUGGCUGCUGUCCCUCCUCAUCUCCUUCAUCCCCGUGCGGCUGCGGUGGCACAGGGCCCGGGGGCCGCCCGGCCGGGAGCAGCCGGGCCUGAACGGCUCUGCGGAGGAGGGGAGCUGUGACCCCAGCCUCAGCGGGGCCUACGCCAUCUCCUCGUCCCUCGUCAGCUUCUACAUCCCCGUUGCCAUCAUGCUGGGCACCUACGGCCGCCUCUUCCGCAUCGCCCGGCGCCAGCUCCGCAGGAUCUCCUCCCUGGAGAGACCGGCGGGGCGCAGCGGCCGCCCUCGGGAAACCUCCCUGAACACCUCCCUCAGGAAGGAGACCAAGGUGCUCCAGACGCUCUCCAUCAUCAUGGGCGUCUUCGUGUGCUGCUGGCUGCCCUUCUUCGUGCUCAACUGCCUGGUGCCCUUCUGUGCCCCCGAGCCGUGCGUCAGCAGGGCCGUGCUCAGCGCCUUCACCUGGCUGGGCUGGGCCAACUCUGCCCUCAACCCCAUCGUCUACGCCUCCAACGCCGAAUUCCGCGCCGCUUUCGCCUCCCUGCUGGGCCGCGGCAGCGCCGUGGAGAAGACGGCGACCUUCAGCAAGGAGCCGGCGUCCUUCCGCCCCGACACCAGCGAGCCCAGGGCUCCGCAGCCCCCCAGCCCGCCCCAGCUGCUGCCCCACGCCGUGCUGCAGGUGGAUAACCACGAGCUGGCCUUGGAGAAGGUUCCUCCGGGUUCCUCCCCACCUCAGGACGCCCUUCCUGGGUGUGGAACGCCGGUCUGGCCGGGGAGGAUUCCCCCUCUCGCCAGCGGCGCCUUCCAUUGAGCCUGGCUGGGAAAAGGGGGAGCUGGGCAUUCCCGCCAGCCCCUUCUCCGAGGACACUCGGGGUGCUCCGCUCUGUUUGCA